AUGUCGCUUUCUAGGGCUGUGGUUGCGAUUUCAGGUGCAGGCUCAGGCAUUGGCCUGGCCACAGCCGCCUUGCUCGCCCGCCGCGGGGCGUUCCUGUCCCUGGCCGACCGCAACCGCGCCGCCAUCGAAUCCCACGCGAUCCGCAUCGAGGCUGCAGGCGGACGCUGCAUCGCUGUCCCGACUGACAUCCGGAGCGCCUCCUCCGUUGACGAGUGGAUCCACAGCACGGUCGAGGCUUACGGGAGGCUGGAUGGCGCGGUGAACUGUGCCGGGGUACUCAGGCUGCCCGACAUGGGUCGCGCGCCCCUUUCGGCCCAGAGUGAUCCGGCGUGGGAUUUCGUGCUCGACACCAACCUCAGCGGCACCUUUCGCUGCCUGCGGGCGCAGCUCCGGGCCGUGGCUGACGGUGGCAGCAUCGUCAACCUCACGUCGACGGUGGGAGUGCAGGGGCUGGCCAACGACGCGCCCUACUGUGCCAGCAAGCACGGGAUAGUGGGCUUGACGCGGUCAGCAGCGAAGGAAGUGGCGGGCCGGGGGAUCCGCGUCAACUGUGUGGCGCCCGCCACUAUCGACACGCCCAUGCUCCAGUUGGGGGCCAGUCCUAACCGCGAGGCCAUCAUGGCGGAGAUACGAGGCCAUACACCAAUGCGCCGAUUCGGCAGCCCCGACGACGUGGCCCACACCGUUGCCUUCCUGCUCGGCCCAGACAGCUGCUUCACCACGGGCACCGUCAUGGCCGUUGACGGCGGCAUGACGGCGUAG
Messenger RNA from Lasiodiplodia theobromae, 762 nucleotides. RefSeq names its product 3-oxoacyl-(acyl-carrier-protein) reductase. The coding region runs from base 1 to 762 and encodes 253 amino acids. Gene Ontology annotation, molecular function: oxidoreductase activity, acting on the CH-OH group of donors, NAD or NADP as acceptor. NCBI's taxonomy places the organism in Eukaryota, Fungi, Ascomycota, Dothideomycetes, Botryosphaeriales, Botryosphaeriaceae. The transcript has 3 exons. The record is from RefSeq and is a predicted model, not a curated record.